Messenger RNA from Heterocephalus glaber (naked mole-rat), 4827 nucleotides. RefSeq names its product neutral cholesterol ester hydrolase 1 (gene Nceh1). NCBI's taxonomy places the organism in Eukaryota, Metazoa, Chordata, Mammalia, Rodentia, Bathyergidae. Gene Ontology annotation, molecular function: carboxylic ester hydrolase activity. The record is from RefSeq and is a predicted model, not a curated record. Gene Ontology annotation, cellular component: membrane.
GGAGGCCGCGCGUCCCCGUCCCCACUUCCUCCCGGCGCAGCCGGUGAUUGGCUCCGGGUUUAUAAGAAACACGUAAAUGGGCCGCUGCGGCUGGCAGAAACUUAGUGAGAUCUCCGGGUGGCAUAGCCUCCUCCGGGUCGAGCCGAGGUCAAGCCGCGCGCCGAGCCGGGAGGAUGAGGUCGUCCUGUGUUCUGCUCACCGCCCUGGUGGCGCUGGCCGCCUACUACGUCUACAUCCCGCUGCCCAGCUCGGUGUCGGAUCCCUGGAAGCUGAUGCUCCUGGACGCGACUUUCCGGGGCGCACAGCAAGUGAGUAACCUGAUUCACUACCUGGGACUGACCCACCAUCUGACCGCCCUGAAUUUUAUCAUCAUUUCUUUCGGCAAGAAAAGUGCGUGGUCCUCUGCCCAAGUGAAGGUGACUGACACUGACUUUGAUGGUGUGGAAGUCCGAGUGUUCCAAGGUUCUCCAAAGCCCGGUGAGCCGCUGAAACGCAGCGUUGUUUAUAUCCACGGAGGAGGCUGGGCCUUGGCAAGCGCAAAAAUCAAGUAUUACGAUGAGCUGUGUACUGGAAUGGCAGAGGAACUGAAUGCUGUCAUUGUCUCCAUCGAGUACAGGCUGGUCCCACAGGUUUAUUUUCCUGAGCAAAUUCACGACGUGGUCCGUGCUACAAAGUACUUCCUGCAGCCCGAGGUCUUGCAGAAGUAUAAGGUAGAUCCCAGCAGGAUUGGAGUUUCUGGUGACAGUGCUGGUGGAAACUUGGCCGCUGCCCUUGGACAACAGUUCAGUCAAGAUGCCAACCUAAGGAAUAAGCUCAAACUGCAAGCACUGAUCUAUCCAGUCCUCCAAGCGUUAGAUUUUAAUACACCCUCUUACCAGCAAAACGUGAACACCCCAAUCCUGCCUCGCUAUGUCAUGGUAAAGUACUGGCUGGACUACUUCAAAGGCAACUACGACUUUGUGCAGGCGAUGAUGGUUAACAAUCACACUUCCCUGGAAGUGGAGGAGGCGGCUGCCCUCAGAGCCCGUCUAAACUGGAUGUCGCUAUUGCCUGCAUCCAUCACGAAGGACUACAAGCCUGUUGUGCAGACCACGGGCAAUGCCAGGAUCGUCCGGGAGAUCCCUCAGCUGCUGGACGCCCGCUCCUCCCCACUCAUUGCAGACCAGGAUGUGCUCCAGCACCUCCCGAAGACCUAUAUUCUCACGUGUGAGCACGAUGUGCUGAGAGACGACGGGAUCAUGUACGCCAGGCGUCUGGAGAGCGUGGGUGUGGAGGUGACCCUCGAUCACUUUGAGGAUGGCUUCCACGGGUGCGUGAUUUUCACGAGCUGGCCCACCAACUUCUCAGUGGGAAUCCGGACUAGGAAUAGUUACAUCCAGUGGCUGGAUCAAAACCUGUGAAAGAGUAAAACCUCCCGAAAGCUCGAGCCCUUCUUGACCUCCUGCAUCUGCUUUGCAAAGACGUAGACUUUUUCUUCGCUAAACCCCCCUCCCUUGAUACUUGUCAGUCUUGGAUUCUCUAUGCUCUGCAGACUUUAUGAUAAUCUAACUUUAAAAAACAAAUUUGAGUAAGUGCAAAGAUAUCUGAAUUUGGUUUCCAAAGUGGGCCAUGCUCUGUGUUCUUUAUUUUAGCCAACUACUGCUGAUAUCCACAGCAGCAAAAUACAGGACCAGGACUGGAAGUAGCCUUGGGUCCUGCCUGCAUCUUUUCGAAAGCCGUGUUUCCUGUUGUGGAUGAUAGGAUGACCUUUGAUGAUUUCAGAAACCAGGAGCCCUUGAACUUGCUGACUUUGGUUCAGAGUGGUGUUGGAUGCUGCACUUUCAGCUCAGUGCCGGGGACCAGGUGUUCUCUGUCCUUUGCUGAUGGUUUUGAUUCCGAUGGGAAUUUCAACAAUGGCUUUCCAGCAAGAUGGGUUUCUCAAGGAUUUUCCUCUAGAGUGUUAAUUUUGUGAGAUAGCUAUCUUCAAGUCGAGUUGGAUUAAAAUGGUACUUGAAAGUUACUUUCUACUAAUAUUACUAGAAAAUAAGAGGCUGCAUGCACUGGAUAUAUAUACAUUGUUAAACUUUUGUUGUUUGGUUACAUUGUGUGUUGUUUGGUUACAUUUCUUUGGGGAAAUCUUUUGGGAACAAAUUUAUUUAGAUUUAGAAUAAAUUUUCCAUUGUGAAAUAAGUUAAAAAAAAGGAGGGCCGGGGAUUUAGCUCAGUGGUUUUGCCGCCUGCUGCGCAAGCUCAAGGACCCGAGUUCAAUCCCCAGUACCAAAAAAAAAAGGAAACAACCUAUUGUUUCAUAAAAAUGCUUCUGACGCAAAUUAUCAAGAGCAGUGUGCAUAUAUUUGAUAUAGUAAGGAAAUAAAGUACAUUUACUAUUAAUUUAAAAUACUUUACCUAAUGAAAAAAUACCUGUGGAAGGUCUAGUCUAUUCUUAAAACUCAACUUUUUCACUUAUAUGGCUUUAAAAUGUGACUAUUUUGGUAAAAUAUAGUGUAUUGUUUAUUUUUUUAAGUUAUUUAAUGUUACUGUAUAUAGCUAGACAGGAUUUUCCUGAAAGACAUCUGUAAUAAAUAUUAAAAGGAAUGGUAUUUUUAAACUACCUUCAAAUUAUAUGCACAUGUAAUUUUAUGGAAAGAGAUACAAUAGGAAUUAAUAGUACUAUAUAUUAAGAAAAAAUAUUUUGAUAUUUAUAUACAUAUACAAGCCAAAAUAAUUAGAAAUUCUGCACCUAGUAAAAUUAUCUAAGUUUAUGCUGGAUGAGCAUCCCUCACCCAAAAUCUGAAAUGGUCCAAAAUCUGAAACUUUAAGUGCUAAUGUGAUGUAACAAGUGGAAAAUUCCAUACCCUGAAGAUUUUUUUCAAUACAUUUUUGCAGUACUGGUUAUUGAACUCAGGGCCUCGUGCAUGUGCAGCAAGUGCUCUACCACUUAGGUACAUUCUCAGCCUAUUUUAUUUUAUUUUAUUUUUGAGGCAGAUUCUCAUUAAAUUGUGUAACUGGCCUCAAACUCAUGAUCCUGCCUCAGCCUCCCAAGUAGCUGGAAUGCAAUACAGGCAUGGGCCACCAUGUCACACUCACACCAUGAAAAUUUGUUUCAUGCACAAAAGUAUUUAAAGUACUGUAUAACAUUACCUUCGGACUACGAGUAUAUAUAAAUUUCACAUAUGAGUAUAUGUGAAACAAAUUAAUUUAGAUUUGAGUCCUAUCUCUUAGUUAUUUCAUUAUGCAUGCACAAAUAUUGAAAAUUCCAGAAGAGUCCAAUGUGCUUCUGGUCCCAGGCAUUUCAAAUAAGGGAUAUUCAACCUGUAGUUUAAUACCUUAGUCAAGACACACUGCUCCUCUGUGUUCUUUAUGGUCAGAGGAGCCCUUACUCCAGUUCUUCUGGUUUAGGGGCAGGCAAACAUUGUCAACUACUCUCUGCACUCCUCAUUUUCUUCUUCCAACCUGUUCUAGAAGUUCCAACAACCCAAGCUUACCUUCAUGUAACGUCUGCACUGCCAGUGGGAGCAUCUUUGACAUAGCAAGGAACUUCUGUUCUGGUUUGGGUUGGCAUGCUAUGCUGCUUCCUGCCCCUCCAACUUUACCCCAUCCAUGCUACUUUUGGGGCUUGCAGAGAGCAGCGGCACAACUCCGCUCAGAAAGAAAGUAGAACUUUCCACUCCUUUAAAAAAUGGGCAUUUCCACAUCUAACCAUGAGGUAACAAACACAGAUUUGCAUACUUAUUCUUCAUGUACUGUAAGAGCUGGUGAGUGGUAUUCUGUGUGCGAAACACCAGUAAAUGCAACCACGUGUGUAUGUGUGUGCACCUACAUGUGUAUAAGAAUAAUUAUGCAAGCUGUGUUGCUACUGCACUUAGGUGAGCCACUUACCACCUCUGGGUCUCCCUUUCCUCUUUGAGUUCUUGUCUAACCAUGAAUCCCAACAAUUUUCUCAGACUGGGUAAAUUGUAUUGGUGAUUUUUUUUGUCAGGUUGUGAUUUCAUAUACAUAGACACCUGUAACAUUGAAGAAUUAUUUUUCUAAGAAACCCAAAUUUUAGUUCUUAGUGUAUGAUAGCUACCUUCCUCAUAUUACACUUGGGUGGGGGGAGUUCUGGGGACAGAAGCCAAGGCCGCAGCAUGCUAGGCAAGCGCUCUACCACGGAGCUAUACCAACAGCCCCGUCACUGGUCUGUUAACACCAUUGAAAGAAACUUAAUUUGAGUUUUUCUACCUCUAAGAAAGAGGAAAUAUAAUACAUACAAGAACUCCUUUAAAAUGACAUUUCCCCCCAGAAUUAUACCCAAAUUCUGUAGUGGUUACAGAUCGCAGAUAAUUUCAGAUUUCGGAAGAGCUCUCAGAUGAAAAGGGAGUGAAGGAAACAGGGGUCAGCCACUGUUUCUCAUGAAAUACUUGAAUUCAUUGUUCUUUUGGCUUUUAUUCUUACAGAAAUGUUUGUGCUCUACAGUUCUUUUCUAGUGUAUAGCUUUGUUUUGUUUUUCUAUUUUAUGAAAAGUUGAUAAUCUUUUUAUAAUAUUGUUGUCUGUAAAACAGGAGCAUGAACAUGUGAAGAAAAACUUUGAUGUGCGGUAAAAUACAGUGACGUGUCAGUGAAUCUUAAUGUUUUAUCAUUGAUUUGUGAAGAAUUUAAGAUUAUUACACAGCUAUCUUGGUGGAUAUGUUUUAUGCAUGACCUUUUAACUUUUGACUCUUUGCCUCUUUCCCACUGCAGAGGGGAAGGCAGACUUUAUGAAGGAUUUCAGGAGCAAACAUAUUUUGUAAAAUGCAAAUCCAGUGUGGAGAUGGGAAAGCAUAGCCUUGUUUGUAAUCUCUCUUGGAAAUAAAAUGGCUCCAUCUGGGAA